GACAGGUGGACGGGCCACCUGCAGAGUGCAGAUUACGUUUUGAGACUGUGUAUAAAGGCGUUGCUAGGGGCAACGGAAAAUUUUGUUGGCAAGCGGCUGACAUUUCGGCAGAGGACUGUGCUGUGUUUGCAAGGUUUGAAGUGUUGCAAGAUGGAUGUCCUGAUAAGUGCUUUGUUGCAGACGGCUGCAGCGCAGGAGGAAGCAAGCUUUGCAGAGUUUGAGAAGAUUGCUAUGCAUGAGGCAUGGCCCAAGACACACUGGGGAAACUUGGUGUAUGGAUUCAUUGGAGGAGAUGCCCAAAAAGUUCAUUGUGAACUGGAUCCAAAGAUCUUACGGGACUAUGAGAAAGUCAAGACAGAGAUCCUGACUCAAGUGGGAAUAAGCCGCGCUGCAAGACUACAGUGUGCACUGCAGCCUAACAGUGAUGCUGGGUUUAAAGUUGCAGAGCUACUUAAAGAGCAAGUGGAGCGAUGUUCUGCAGCAGAGAAGCUGGUGAGAGGUGUCCAGCACCAGCCCUUAACCGAUUGGACGGCAAGAGAUUCUGAAAUGCAGCAGAAAGUAAGUAGACUGACUCCAGAGGCCGAGCUGGCAAGAAGAUGUCUACAACUGAGUGAGGAACCUAGUCUGCCCGAGAACUUGGACCAUGCCACCUACGAAUGGAAAGACUUCCAUUUGGCUUCCUGGAAUGGGAACACUCGUCUUGUAAAACAGCUCCUACAACAAGGAGAAAAGAUUGAUGACAGGGAUGAGCUUGGCUGGACGCCUCUCCACUGUGCGGCUUCCAAUGGUCACUUAUCUACAGCAAAGCUCUUGAUCCAGAGAGGAGCUUCAGUGAAUGCACAGGAUGCUUCGGGUUGUACCCCUCUUCAUCAUGCAGCAUGGAGUGGCCAUACCCACUUGUCUGAGAUGCUGCUAAACCGUGGCUCCAGUGCCAUAGCCCCUACAAUAGGAGGUCUAACAGGUUUACAUUUAGCAGCAGCCAAUGGCCAUACACUUAUUGUACAGUUAUUGCUAAAGAAAAAUAUAGACCCAUGUAUUGGUGACAGCAACAAGUGGAGUCCAUUACACUGGGCAACCGUAAGCAAUCACGUCCAUAUCAUGGAACUUUUGAGUGAACGCAAAGUCUCUCUUGAGCUGGAGGCCUCUGGGAAUCUAACCCCUUUGCAUGUUGCAGCUGAGACUGGAAAAGUGGAGGCCUUGGACUACCUCUUGGAAAAGGGAGUUGAUGUGAAUGUCCAAGACAUGCUUGGCAGAACAGCAUUAGCAAUUGCAGCCAGUAAUGGAAACUUAGAGGUCGUUCAGUCACUUUUGAGUAACCAAGCUCAGUUGAACAUUGCGGACAAUCAUGGACGCACCGCGCUACACAAAGCUGCGGCAGCCGGGCAUCUCAAUGUUGUACAGUUACUUGUCCAGAACGGGGCCUCAUUGAAUAUAAAGGACAGCCUGUGCCUAACACCAAUGCAGAGAGCAGCCAUGAUGGGACACAGUCAAGUCUCUACAUAUCUGCACGGAGCUCUACCCACAGUUCACAAUGUACUUUAACCCUGUAAUACUGU
This is a messenger RNA of Hyla sarda, 1556 nucleotides long. RefSeq names its product ankyrin repeat domain 65 (gene ANKRD65). Gene Ontology annotation, molecular function: protein binding. The record is from RefSeq and is a predicted model, not a curated record. NCBI's taxonomy places the organism in Eukaryota, Metazoa, Chordata, Amphibia, Anura, Hylidae. Bases 151 to 1542 code for a protein of 463 amino acids. The transcript is spliced from 4 exons.